Molecule: messenger RNA, 338 nt
Organism: Rhipicephalus microplus (southern cattle tick)
Lineage: Eukaryota; Metazoa; Arthropoda; Arachnida; Ixodida; Ixodidae
Source: RefSeq, a predicted model, not a curated record
CGAGUCACGUGCUUCCACCGCGUUUUUGCUUUCGUCGAAAUGAGCGGCGUCUUUUGCCUCGUCAUAUUACAAAACGGCAGCCGGCGAAAGUUGAAGCUGGCAACGGGAACCUACGCCGAGUUCCUGCAAAAAGUGACGGCAAUCGUGGACGUCGAUCUCGAGAACACGCUGAUCCAGGUGUAUGACACCGACCUGGACGACUUUGUCGACCUUGAACCCGAAGAUGAAAUUCUAAACAAAGCGAAGCUGCGCGUCAUCUCAAGGAGUGCUUCAGUUCUGUGCCAUGCAGCAGUGGAUACUGGUGAUCAAGACGUUGCACCCCCUUAUCCACAAAGUCC